CCCCCCCCGCCCACCGUCCGUCCCCUCUGCCCUCGGUGCCGGUGAUGACCCUGAACACGCAGCCCGGGAACAGGAGCCCGCUGCGGCGGAGGGCCAGCACCCCCCUCCCGCGGCCGGGGGGCACUGGGGCCACCUCUCGGAGAGAGCCCUGUCACCCCCAGCUCGGCCACACCGCCUCCGAGCCGGGCGGCAGGGCCCCCCGCGGCAGCUGGUCCUCCGACUCCUCGGGCUCCUCCGGGCCCCGGGAGCCCCGGUACCGGGUGGUGCUACUGGGCGACCCCGGCGUCGGCAAGACCAGCCUGGUCAAUCUCUUCGCUGGCGUUCAGGAGCGGGACCUGCUGGAGCAGCACGGAGAGGCCGCGUACGAGCGCACGCUGACCGUGGAUGGAGAGGAGACCACGCUGCUGGUGCUAGACAUCUGGGAGCCGGAGCAGCGGGGUGAGGAGAGCCGGAGCCGCCGCCAGUGCCUGCAGGUGGGGAACGCCUACGUCAUCGUCUACUCCAUCACCGACCGGGGCAGCUUCGAGAGCGCCUCGGAGCUGCGCAUCCAGCUGCGCCGGGCGCGCCAGGCCGAGGACAUCCCCAUCAUCCUGGUGGGGAACAAAACCGACCUGGUGCGGUGCCGCGAGGUCUCCGUCGAAGAGGGCCGGGCCUGCGCCGCCGUGUUCGACUGCAAGUUCAUCGAGACGUCGGCGGCUCUGCAGCACAACGUGGACGAGCUCUUCGAGGGGGUGGUGCGGCAGAUCCGCCUGCGCCGCGGGGCAAAGGAGUCCCACCCGCACCCUGCGCCCGGCCAGAGGCACAAGGAAAGCCUCAGCAGGAGAGCCCGGCACUUCCUCGACAGGCUGGUGGCCAGGAACAGCAGCAAGGGGGCCCUCAAAGUCCGCUCCAAGUCCUGCCACGACCUGUCUGUGCUCUGAGAGCCGCCAUCCCGUCCCUCCGAACACGCCAGCUGGGACUCUCCUCUCUUCCAGCAGCGUGGCCAGUGGCUCCAUGGAGAGCCCAGACAGGACUGGAGCGAUGCUGAGGACAUGGAGCUGUUUUCACCAGUGCUGAGGGUUGCUGAGGUGCCGUGGAUCUGGAUGCUUCCUCUCCAGGAGAGGGGACAAGUGGGAUGGAGUCCAUGGAGCGGAGGGUGGGACAGGUACCUGCGCUUGGGGUGGUGGGAUUUUGGAUCCCAGCUGCUCCUGGGGAGCUGGAGGUGAGGGGUAGCCAUGCCCCAGUGCAAGGCUGGAGGCUGCCAGGAGCAUGGCAGGUCUUGCUUGUGGUGCCCGUCCUCUGCAGGCCAUAGGGUCUGACGGGAGCACCAUAGCAGUGUCCACCUUGGACAUCAUGGAGCCUGGCCGGGAAGAGGGGACAGGGGAACACCUGCAGCAUCGCCUGGCACACCAGCCCUGCUGUGCCAGGGCUUUGUGCCAUGUGUCCCUGGCACCAGUGUUUCUCGGAUGGAGGGUUUUGUGCUGUCUCUGUACUGGUGCAACGGGGAAACCCUCGAUCUGCAGAAUAAAUCACAGCAGGGAGGUGCUGGUCUCUGCUGGGUCCCUGCCCUGGGGAGCCACAUCCCAGAGCCACAUGGCAGGAUUGAAGCCCUGUUCCUUACC
Myiozetetes cayanensis is the source of this 1601-nucleotide messenger RNA. It is a transcript of the gene REM1, whose product is annotated as RRAD and GEM like GTPase 1. Gene Ontology annotation, biological process: negative regulation of high voltage-gated calcium channel activity. The record is from RefSeq and is a predicted model, not a curated record. The coding region runs from base 45 to 920 and encodes 291 amino acids. Gene Ontology annotation, molecular function: calcium channel regulator activity; GTP binding; GTPase activity. The transcript is spliced from 4 exons. NCBI's taxonomy places the organism in Eukaryota, Metazoa, Chordata, Aves, Passeriformes, Tyrannidae. Gene Ontology annotation, cellular component: plasma membrane.